Metarhizium robertsii ARSEF 23 is the source of this 1194-nucleotide messenger RNA. Its product is annotated as Amidase family protein. NCBI's taxonomy places the organism in Eukaryota, Fungi, Ascomycota, Sordariomycetes, Hypocreales, Clavicipitaceae. The transcript is spliced from 4 exons. The record is from RefSeq and is a predicted model, not a curated record. Gene Ontology annotation, molecular function: catalytic activity. The coding region runs from base 1 to 1194 and encodes 397 amino acids.
AUGGCAGUAUCCCAGCAUGAACUGUAUAAGCUAUCUGCAACGCAGGCAGCUGGGCUGAUACGCACGAACCAGCUUUCAGCACAGGACUAUGCCAAAGCGCUGCUCGACAGAGUACGUGAACGAGACCCGCAAGUGAGAGCUUGGGCAUAUCUAGACGAGAAUGCCAUCCUGAAACAGGCAAGGAAGCUGGACGCAUUACCUCCAGAGAAGAGAGGGCCGUUGCAUGGUAUCGCAGUCGGUAUCAAGGAUAUUUUUCUCACCCGAGACAUGCCAACCAAGUACUACUCGCGUCUACAUGCCCAGGAUGGAAACGCCGCUGCCGAUUCAGCUUGCGUUAGCGUUUUACGCGCAGCUGGAGCCAUCAUUUUCGGCAAGACGGCGACAACAGAGUUUGCGAGCAUGACAGAAGGCAGUCCAUGCGCCAACCCACAUAAUAGUAGGCAUACACCCGGCGGUUCCUCGUCGGGCUCGGCGGCUGCCGUGGCAGAUUUUCAGGUACCGCUGUCAAUUGGCACUCAAACGGGGGGGAGCGUCGUUCGCCCGGCGUCGUUUAACGGCGUUUAUGGUUUCAAACCGACUUGGGGUACCGUUUCGACCGAAGGAACCAGCAUAGUCUCAGUGUCUGCAGAUACACCAGGGUUCUACGCCCGAAGUGUUGACGAUCUUGAGUUUCUAGCACACUUGUUCCGCUUGGACGCCCUGCUCACUGAACCCCUGCACCCACUCUCCAUCAUCGGUGCGAGGAUCGCCUUCGUCAAGACUCACAUUUGGCCGGAAGCUCAAUCUGGUACCCGGGCGGCAUGGAAUCUAGCCCACAGAUUACUGGCGGAGACCGGAGCCAAGGUUGAACAUGUUGAGCUGCCUGAGCGGUUUGGGAAUUGCCCCGAGUGGAGAGAAAUCGUUGUUGCUGAGGAGGCAAGGGCCGCAUAUUUGCCCAAAUACCUUCAAGACCAGACCAAAUUACACGCCGAUAUUGUCGCCCUCGUCGAGUCCACCAAUGUGCCCAGUCGAAAGAAGCUUCUCGAGGCUCAUGACGGCAUCGCUCGCUUACGCAGAGAAUGGGACCUGAUUGCCAGCCAGUACGACAUAAUCAUCACACCAAGCGCAAUCGAUGAGGCGCCAGAGGGCCUUGAGAGCACGGGUACCGCGGCAUGUCUCCUUCCAGCUGGCCUUUUGUGGUUGUACAGACGCUGA